This is a messenger RNA of Rubroshorea leprosula, 3548 nucleotides long. Lineage: Eukaryota; Viridiplantae; Streptophyta; Magnoliopsida; Malvales; Dipterocarpaceae. The record is from the annotation of a GenBank genome assembly.
ACGCCGUCUUUCUACAGUUCCGCCGAACGGAGUAAAAACCCAGAAUCCAAAAGGCAUUAACGAUCAUUUUUAUUUCUCAAUACCUUACUGAGUCGGGAACGAGUAAAACCAAUGGACAAGGCCGGGUUUGGCUCUGAAUACGCUGCCACCACCGCUCACAACACUGUUUUUAUUGACACCAACCUCGAAACCCACCUGGCAAUGAUCGUCCCCGAUUCCGAUACUGUUUCCGAUCUAAAAAAAAAGAUAGUGUAUGAACACGCAUUGUGCUUUCCCAACAUUGGGGAGAUAAAGGUUCAUGCUUUAAAGGUAAAGCGUAGAGGAUGUUUCUAUUACCUUUCAGAUUUAAUGCCUGUUAAAAGUGCUUUUGAGGGGGUCAGUAAAAGUUGGUUUCUUUUUGGUGACGCCUCAAGUGUGAAGGGUCAGAAAGAAAUUAGUCAUUCCUGCAAACCUGAUUCUAGAAACAAAGCUGCCCAUUAUGACAUCACAAAUAAUAAUUAUUUAGCUGAUGUGGUUGAUCUUCUGCCUGAUGGUCCUUCCAGAAGGUUGUCCAACAUUGAUGAUUCAUUAUUGCUGCAACUUGCAGACAAACAGCAUCAGGAACUGAUUCCUAUUGCUGAACGGUUUGGUUCAUGCCAAGUUAAGAAGACAGGUGGCAAUGAUAGUUCUUUAAUAGAUCAUGGAGUGUCAGCAUCCGAUGCUGUUAAUGGGACCUCAAGGCAACAAGAGAUGACAACCUCCAAUUGCUCCUUACAAGAAAAUCUGGAAAGGGAAAUUGCAAUCUUAGAGAAUACUGAACCAUUGGGGGAAAACGACAGGUUGACACACACUGCAAGCGGUAGGAAGAGGAAAAGAGAAGAACAGGCACCAAAUCCUAGUCAAAUGGUUGGUGUAAUCUCUUCAGAAAAAGAAGUUGAGGAAACACUAAAAUUGCCUCAAUCAAUUGGGGAAGAUGUGAGCAACACCGGUGUUGGCAGUGGGGAAAGCAAAAAUGAAGCAGUUGAUUCAGAAGCUGAACAGGUGAAGGAUGUGAAUAUGCCAGUGGACCAGCAUGCCAGGCAUGUUGAGGAGCAUUCUUCCCCUAUGAUCCAGGAGCCUAGUAAUCUCAGGGAGAGUGGGAUCACUGGCCAUGAAAAUCAGACUGUUGGGAUUGAGGAUGGAACUGUGGAAGUUGGCAAGUCUAUGAGGAAAAGAAAGUCCAGAAAGGCUCAGGGUCCAGAUGUGGAAACAUCAACAGCAUCUCGAACAGAACAUCUUAGGGAAAGCAACACUGGUAUUGGCAAUGGGGAAAGCAGAAGUAAGGCAGCUGAUUUAGAAGCUCUGCCUACGACAGAUACAAUUAUGUUAGUGGACCAUCAUGUCAACCAUGUUGAGGACCAUUCGUCCCCUAUGAUCCAAGAGCUUAGAAGUCUCGGGGAAAGUAUGGUCACUGGGCAUGAAAAUCACUCUGUUGUGGUAGAAAAUGGAACUAUGGAAGCUGGCAAGCCUUUGAGGAAAGGAACCAAGUCCAGAAAGGCUCAGGAAGCUCUGCCUAUGAAGGAUACAAUUAUGUCAAUGGACCAUCAUGUCAGCCAUGUUGAGGACCACUCAUCCCCUAUGAUCCAAGAGCCUAGAAGUCUCUGGGAAAGUAUGGUCACUGGGCUUGAAAAUCACUCUGUUGUGGUAGAAGAUGGAACCAUGGAAGCUGGCAAGCCUUUGGGGAAAAAAACUAAGUCCAGAAAGGCUCAGGGUCUAGAUGUGGAAACAUCAAUAGCAUCAGGAACAGAACAUCUUAGGGAAUCACUUGGUGAUGUCUCUCCAACUGAGCUUCCUAUAAGUGAUAAAGCUGAGAAAAGUGGUUCAACUCAGCUGAAAGAAGCAACAAAAAUGAAAACAGUAAGUGCUACUCCAGCUGAUGAUGAGGGCACUAUUGAAGUCAUUCAAGAUGUGUUGGAAUCCUUGCAUGUGUUGGAAUCCUUGCAUCAAUACGGCAAGUAUAUAGCCAAUCAGGAUAUGGAUAAGAAGUCGAAGAAGAAAGCCAAGAAGAAAAGAAGCUCUACUCUUGUGGAGAAUGUGGAGACAAAGGGAAUAGAUGAUCUUGAUCAUUACAACCCAAAGACUUCAACUGAUUAUGUGAACUUGUCAGCUGAAUCCUCAAAGGGGACUAAGUUGGUGAAUACAACUUCAAUGAAUAAAUUAAACAGAUCAGAGGAAUCCCAGAAUAAUGCAGAGGUUGAAGGAAAUUGUGAAGUCCUGCCUCUUCAAGAUGUUGUCAGUGUAAACUGCCCUGCAAUUAACUUCACAAAUGAUAAAAAUAAGAGCAUAAAUGUUUCCUGUGAAGACAAUAGGAUUAAAAACCAACACCAGAAUGAAGCUGUUGCUUCUAGUGAAAAACAUGUUGACAAGGUGACUGACAAAGGAGCAGCAGACAGCAAGGCAAAAGCUACAAAGAAGAAAAAGAUGCUCAAUAUACCGUCUACUGGGCCCUCACCCAAUUUACAACAUUCAGUGAUGUCAAAUGAAAAUCAUAGUAGUGGAGGAGAUGCUCAAGUCACCAGCUCUGAACCCAUCCAAAAUAAGAAAUCAUCAUUAAACAGUGUUAAUGAGUCUGAUAGAGUCAUGGUUCAAUCAAACAACAAGCUUCCAAGCAUUUCGUUAAGUAGAGAAAAACUGCCAGAAUCUAACAAGUCUGAAAAGCAGAUUACUCCAGAAGAAGCUCGAACACCAAUUGUCACCAAUUCUUCAAAGAUAAGGACUCAGUUGAAGUUUUCUGCAUCAACAUCCUCUAGCUUGGAAAGCUGUAAAAGCAUAGGACACAAAAACAAAAGCAGUAAUGCACAUCAAUCUCAUUUGACUGUUAAAAAAGCUCAAAGAAAUGAUACCAGGGAAGUCGUGGAUAGCUCAGAACAGAAAAGGGGCCUGAUUGCGACCUCUGGAAUGAUAGAUGAAAGAGGUAAUGGGAGUCAAUCUCAUGUGGCUGUUCGAAAAGCUCAAAGUAAUAACAAUGGAGAAGUAGUGGAUAGCUCAGACCGCAAGAGGGGUCUCCUGGCAAUGUCAAGUACAAUAUUUAAGGAUGAUGGUGAGGAGAGUUCUGACGAGGAAGACAAAACAGAUGACUCAGAUGCCAGCACUAGAACUCCAUCAGAUAAAUCAUCCUCAUCUGAGUCUUCUGAUAGUGAUGCAGACUCUAAUCCAUCAGAAAAUGGAUCGUACAGCUCGAAAGGACAAGGAAGUGGCGGAAGAAACAAGAAAUCAUUGCCUUCAAGCCCGAGAAGCAUGCCUUUGGAAGCUAUCCUUCGCAGUUCAACAAGAUACAAGCGGGCAAAGCUAACAUUUUCUCAGUCACAUUACAAUGACACCGAAAGCCAGCCCGAGGAAUUCGUUCCAGAUUAUCAACGAAAAUAGUGUCACCAUGCGCAUGCCUUCAUCUUUCAUUAUGUUCACCUUGUUAUGAUUUCAAAUUUUCUUGCAUUUUACAUCAUUCCAAUUUUCCAAAAUUUCAAGUUAAAACCAAGGGAACAUGGAUUUUUUUGUUUUUUUUGGAGAGAUAAUUAAUGGAUAGGGGAUUC